AUGAUUGAACGAGAGAGAAUUAAUAGACUUGUAGAACGAGUGGAAAGGAUCAAGCAACGAAGUUCAUAUUAUGGACCGAAAAAUUGUUGCUUAUGCGGUCAGUCUUUUGGAUUCGGACUGUUUUUGAACAUGACACAUAAGCAAAUAUGUGUAGACUGUAAAAAGCCUGUCUGCUCACAUUGCUGCGUCGAAAUUCCAUGUACCACGUCGCCAACGAAAAAAAAUGUCUGGCUAUGUCAUAUUUGUUCAGAAAUUCGUGAUAUCUGGAAAAAAACUGGAGCAUGGUUCUAUGGAUAUCCUCCGGGAAUUGUGCAUUCGAAUGCAACAAAGGAUAAAGCUAAUGGCGAUAAAAAUGACAAGAGUCAACAACAAGAUCAGACCGUACUUAAUAAGAAGCCACCAAAGACGACAAAAUUAGGUAUGGAAAUAGAGUCAGAUGAUGAUGAAGACGAAAUAGAUAGCAUUCAAAAAGAAGAGCCAAAGACAUUCAAAAAUGGAUCAUUUUCAAGUAGCUUUCUGCGUAAUAGAAAUUUAUUCAAUUUACGUCUCUCGACAGACUCAUCGACACGUCUAAUGACGGAAAGUAAUUCGACACUCCCAAAGAAAUCACCAGUUACUCCAUACAGUCGACAAACGAGCUCAAGUGAUUCUCAAAAAUCAGCAAAUAGUUUACAAACCCCUCAAUUAGUCAGCGAUUGGGAUAAUGCUAGUCCCAAUGAGUCUCAACGACGAACGAACUCGAUAUCGUCUUGUUAUUCAAUUGCUGAGUCAGUGAUGGGAAAUGGAGGUGAAAGUAUUUCAACGUGUCAAAAUAAUUAUCGUGAUACCGUACAGCCCUUAUGCUUAGGAUGGUUAGAAGUGUCAAUAACCUAUGACGAGUCGCAAGAUUGCGUUUAUUGUGUGAUUCAUCGUGCUCGAGACUUACCAGCAAUGGAUGCUCAAGGACUAUCAGAUCCAUUUUGUAAAGUUAAUAUAAUUACGCCAGAAAAUAAUCUAAGGCACACGAGAUGGUAUAAGUCGCGUAUAUCCCACAAAACCAAUAAUCCGGAAUUUAAUGAAACAUUUUCAUUUAUUGGAAUGAGUGCAGAGGAAAUUGGUGGUUCAGCGCUGUAUGUUGUCAUUCUUGAUGACGAUAAAUAUGGAAAUGAUUUCCUCGGGGCUGUAAAGAUUCCACUUGGAUCGAUCGUCAAUUGUAAUACGUGUCGUAUGACAGUACCUUUGGGGCCCGAAGACAAAUUCAGCAUGGAGUCGUUGUCGACGCAAACAUCAAAUGGACAAAUCUUAAUUGCAUUGUGCUAUAAUACACAAAAGAGAGCAUUAUGUGUUGUAAUUAAGCGCUGUAUCAAUCUAUUAGCUAUGGACAAAAAUGGAUUUUCUGAUGCAUUCGUUAAGCUUCAACUAAGACCUGACUCGUAUAGGAAAAAGUAUAAAACGAGCAUAAAGUGGAGAAACUUAAAUCCAGUCUUUAAUGAAGAGUUUUUCUUCGAAACUCGUCCGAAUGAUUUAGAUAAGCAGACACUCUUCAUUACCGUUUGGGAUAAGGACAUUGGAAAGAGUAAUGAUUUUCUCGGUUCACUCAUACUAGGUCAAUGCUCAAAGGGGAGACGAUUAAAGCAAUGGAGAGAUUGCCUACUUCUUCCUGAUCAAUAUCAUGAGCAAUGGCACUGCUUGAGCAGUGAACAUAUACCUCAACAUUAA
Molecule: messenger RNA, 1698 nt
Organism: Chironomus riparius
Lineage: Eukaryota; Metazoa; Arthropoda; Insecta; Diptera; Chironomidae
Source: the annotation of a GenBank genome assembly